AUGGUGAAGUUUGCGGCGAUGGAACACGAUACAGCACUGACUGAGACAGACCUGCUGGAGGAUUUUUUGUUCGCGGGUUAUGGUGAUGGGACCGAAAGACGUGGGGACGUGGGGAACGCCGGUAACGCGUUCAAUGCUCGUAGCGCGGUGGACGAGGAUAUUUUCAGCGCGUUCAUCAAGACGGAACUUCUGCAACCUCAAAACGGACGACGUUUUACGUCGCCAGGAGUCGAGAAUGCCUACUACGCUGGUCCCAGCCGUAUAGAGUCUGUUUCGCCCGUCAGUGGGCUUAACGUGUCUGCAGAGGAGGCACAUCAGCUCAAGGAGAGCGAACGCGUUGUGAACCAGGUUUUGGCGUUUGGGCGCUCCAAAGCAAUCCAGUCCGCGUAUGUCAACUCCAGCGCAUAUCUGAACAUCGACGGUGACGCGCUCCCCAUGAAAAUGAAAGUUUCGGGCAUGCCAGCUGCGUCGCGUGUCGAGACGCAAAUCCGUCUACAAUUCACAAUUUCUCCGCCGCCUAAAGAAUAUAUCGUGCAUCUGCCUACAGACUGUAUUUCCAAGCAGAAAUUUUACUUGAAGGACGACAUCACGAACUAUCCUCGUGAUAUCCAGGAUCAAAUGUUGUACUUGGAGGCGUUCUUGGUUUGUGCGUCAAACGGCAAGCCAACUUAUGUGUGCAGCCGGUGCGUCAAGCGCGAGGAGCGCCGUGCGUCGCGGAGAAAAUCGGGUCUUUGCGAUAACCUGUUGUGGUGCAACAACGAAAACAGAAGAGGCGUCGUUUUCAACAGUAAACAGGUGUUUGCUUUGAACGGCAACAAUUGUUCGUCUGCGUCGAAAAGUUUUGAACUGCUAGCAAGAAUCGUAUGCUAUUGUAGACAUCACAAGGAGCCAGAAGGAUUCAGACUUCUGUUUGUGUUGAUGGAUUCCAAAAACAAUAUCCUGGCUAAAGAUAUCACAACGCCGAUCAUGAUUAUGGACAAGAAGUCAACCAAAGAAAAUACCAGCACCUGUUCGUCAUCGCUUGCACAUGACUCUGCCGUCGAAUCUACAAACACCACCGAUGGAUUUAAGAGUGAACGCAGUGAUGUUCCGCAUGUUACGUCUACAAGUGAUUUGAGCAAUCUAGAGGCUCCUGUUACAAAAGAAUGGAUGUCUUUGAGCGUGAAAAACGAGCCGAUGCUUUCGCCUACUUCUAUGGGUGGCGACAGUUCAGAAGCGCACGCGACAGAUGCUUAUAACCAGGAUCGUGCUCAGUCUAUGUCUUCGUCGGCGGCUGAGCCCCGCAACUCUGGUUUCAAGCGGAAGCGGGUUGCGGCCGAUGAGCCCUCCUUUUCCAAGACAUUCUCGGACCACGGCAGCAAAUCUCUGUCCAUAUCGCAUCCCCCUUUUUCGAACUCUUCUUCCAAUGUUUCUUUGCAACAAAUGAACGCGUCUACCACACAUUCCCAGCAGCCCAGCUCUCACAUCAUGACUGCUACGUCGAGCAUGCUGCAAGAAAUUUCCGAGUUUACAGGAUCGUCACAAAGCUCCGUGCCAUUCAUUCACCGCGUGAUUCCGGGGCAGGGUCCUGUCAAGGGCGGCAUUGAAAUCACGCUACUGGGCUCUAAUUUCAAGCCUGGAAUGAUCGUCAAAUUUGGCGAAAAUCAAGCAUUGUCAACUCAAUGCUGGUCUGAUACUACUUUGGUCACAUAUCUACCACCUUCUUCGACUUCUGGACAGGUUCUAGUCACAAUUCUGAAUAAUACCGAGGGCCAUCCAGAUCCUUUGACAAGCUCCAGCAACAGCAAAGCCAUCUUCACUUACGUUGACGAUACCGAUCGUCAACUAAUCGAGUUGGCGUUGCAGAUUGUUGGUCUCAAAAUGAACGGGAAACUGGAAGAUGCGAGAAACAUUGCAAAGCGUAUAGUCGGCAAUGAUGGGGGCUCUUCUAAUGAUUCUACGCCUUCUUCAGCAAAUCAAAAUGAUUACAACCAAUACUCUAAUCAGAUGCCACUAUCAGAUGAAAUGCUUCUUUUGAGAGUCAUAAAGUUACUUAACUCGAGCUCAAACCUAUCAAUGUGUGAUGAGGAAGGACAAACAAUGCUACAUUUAUCGUGCUUGAAAGGAUAUUUCCAGUUAGCUAGUUCUCUCAUUAGGGCGGGUGCGAGGGUCAAUGCUAAGGAUUCGUUCGGGCUAACUCCACUUCACUUUGCUUGUCUGAACGGCGACGCUCGUAUCAUACGCCUGCUGGUCUGCUGCAAGGCUAAUGUGCAUUCCGAGGCAUCAAACGGAAUUACACCGAGGGACUUGUUCGUUGUUAAUCACGACACAGACGACGAACGUUAUGAGGACUUCUUGAAUGAGGUACUGGAGCUUCUUGAGGCUGCCGGAUCAGACGAUGAUCUGUCAUUUUCUAUGGGCAGGAAGUUAUCUGACAGUAGCUUUCAAUCUAGCGUCUUUGAUACUGAGUCUCUCAAUUCUCUCAAUGACAACGUUCAGGUGCACAUUUCAAGGAUGAUCGAGAAUCCACUUUCCGACGACGAGAGCGAAGGCUUUGAGGAAUAUGAGGAGGAUGGCGACGAGGGUUUACUUGGUGACGACGAAGUUUUCAAUGUGACGCCUCGUCGUGCCUCCCAUCCAAAUGCUUUGAGACCAAAUAUCCCAUUAGAAGGUAGUUCAACCGGACAAGAUGAAACAUCGCUAUGGAAUAGAGUUUUGAAUGCCAUCAAUGAUGAGCUGCCCAAAUAUGAGGAUUUGUUUCCCACAAAUGAAAAAGAAAAAGGUUUGAACAUCAUCAAUUCCGUAAACUCUUUGGACCCUCGCCGCCCGGCGUCUUCACUGAAUGAAGAAUCACAAACCUCCUCUGAAGACGAAGAAGAAGCAUUGCAAGCACGCAUUAAUGGGUUUUUCCAACAGCGGCAAAAAUUCCAAAACGAUAAAAUGCUUUUGUUCUUCUGGCUUCCAGUGGCCAUUGUUCUUCUUACCUCGUUCAUGAUUUUCGAGUUUGGACAGGACGGUAACUCGAUACAUCAUUUAUCUCAAGUCAUUUCCGACUAUUUAAGAACUGGCAUUGCCAAGCUGAUGCUCGGCAACGAAAGGGUCAAAAUUGCAUUUCAAGAGUCUUUGGGGAUAGCUAUGAGAAGUCAAGCAAUAAGUUCGUAA
Lachancea mirantina is the source of this 3141-nucleotide messenger RNA. The record is from the annotation of a GenBank genome assembly. NCBI's taxonomy places the organism in Eukaryota, Fungi, Ascomycota, Saccharomycetes, Saccharomycetales, Saccharomycetaceae.